Molecule: messenger RNA, 1723 nt
Organism: Polypterus senegalus (gray bichir)
Lineage: Eukaryota; Metazoa; Chordata; Cladistia; Polypteriformes; Polypteridae
Gene: acaa2
Product: acetyl-CoA acyltransferase 2
Exons: 10
Coding region: 110-1303 (397 amino acids)
Biological process (GO): fatty acid beta-oxidation
Molecular function (GO): acetyl-CoA C-acetyltransferase activity
Source: RefSeq, a predicted model, not a curated record
CCCCUUUCCCUUCAACUUCCGGUUUAGGAAGUCUGAGUAAAAUCGUCACAUUCUUGAUAGAGCGGCGUGACCUCCAGUUGUCGAGCAGCGUACGGUGCUGUGGUGCAUAAUGUCACUCGUAAGAGGAGUGUUUAUUGUAGCCGCCAAGCGGAUUCCUUUUGGUACAUAUGGCGGUGUGUUGAAGGCUCAUAGUGCAACAGAUAUGGCUGCACACGCUGCCAAAGCUGCUCUGACUGCUGGAAAUGUGGCUCCAGAGAUUGUGGACAGCGUUAUUGUCGGCAAUGUCAUGCAGAGCUCUUCAGAUGUACCUUAUAUUGCCAGGCACGUAGGCUUACGUGUUGGCAUACCAAUUCCAGUGCCUGCUCUCACAGUUAAUCGUCUCUGUGGAUCUGGUUUUCAAUCCAUUAUCAACGGAGCACAGGAAAUAUGUCUGAAGGAAUCAGAAGUUGUGCUUUGUGGUGGAUCAGAGAGCAUGAGCCAGUCUCCAUAUUCUGUGCGAAAUAUUAGAUUUGGUACAAAAUUUGGAGAAGAUCUUAAGCUAGAAGACACAUUAUGGGCAGGUUUGACAGAUCAGCAUAUUAAGACCCCAAUGGGCAUGACUGCAGAAAACCUGGCUGUGAAGUACGAAUUGAGUAAAGAGCAGUGUGACCAGUAUGCUUUCAGAUCACAACAAAGAUGGAAAGCAGCUCAGGAUGCAGGCUAUUUUACAGCUGAAAUGGCACCUAUUGAAGUUCAGACAAAGAAAGGAAAACAACCCAUGACACAAGAUGAACACCCGAGACCUCAGACCACAAUGGAGCAAAUGGCUAAACUUCAGCCAGUAUUCAAGAAAGGUGGUACUGUAACUGCUGGAAAUGCUUCAGGUGUUUCUGAUGGGGCUGGUGCAGUUAUUGUGGCAAGUGAGGAAGCAGUCAGAAAGCAUGGGCUCAAACCUCUGGCUAGAAUUGUUGCUUACCAUGUCUCUGGCUGUGAUCCCAGUAUUAUGGGAAUUGGUCCUGUACCAGCUAUUACUGAAGCACUUAAGAAAGCUGGACUCUAUCUGAAGGAUAUGGAUUUGGUAGAGGUGAAUGAAGCUUUUGCUCCACAGUAUCUGGCAGUAGAAAAGGCCUUAGGACUAGACCCUGAAAAGACCAAUGUGAAUGGUGGUGCUAUUGCUCUGGGACAUCCACUGGGUGCUUCUGGCUCUAGAAUCACUGCACACCUUGUUCAUGAAUUGAGGCGACGAAAUGGCAAGUAUGCUGUUGGAUCUGCUUGCAUCGGCGGCGGGCAGGGUAUUGCUGUCAUCAUUGAGAACACACAGUGAACAACUACAUGAACAGAACCAGGGCACUGAGACUGCGGGUAAAUCUGGGGUUUUGUGUUUUUUUGAAAAACUAAGCCAUUUUUUGCUAUGUUAGGCAAAUCAAUACUUUUUAUUUUUUCAAAAUGCAUUUUGUAGUCCGUUCUACUCUGUCAUUGAUUGGACAACAUGGUAUAAGUAUCUUUCUCAAGAUCUUUUUGCUGUCUGAAUGUUUGAUGGCACAGCAACCUGAGGCAGACAUAUUCUGUUGAUAUUUGGCAGAUACUGAAGGCACUAGAUAGAAAAAAAAACUUUUGAAUUGUUGCAGUUUUAUAUAAUGAAGGAUCUAUUUUCACUACACUAACACAUGUGAAAUGUAAAUAAAGCAAUUCUUGAAAAUAAUGGCUCAACGAUUAACAUUAAGUUAUAAAUACUUGAGACCCA